Silurus meridionalis is the source of this 2627-nucleotide messenger RNA. RefSeq names its product lanosterol synthase (2,3-oxidosqualene-lanosterol cyclase) (gene lss). NCBI's taxonomy places the organism in Eukaryota, Metazoa, Chordata, Actinopteri, Siluriformes, Siluridae. The transcript has 22 exons. Gene Ontology annotation, cellular component: lipid droplet. The record is from RefSeq and is a predicted model, not a curated record. Gene Ontology annotation, biological process: cholesterol biosynthetic process; triterpenoid biosynthetic process. Gene Ontology annotation, molecular function: lanosterol synthase activity. The coding region runs from base 137 to 2362 and encodes 741 amino acids.
UUCCAGUUUCAUAAAUGUUAGCUUGUUAAAGGACUACAUUUCCCACAAAAUAGCACAGAAAAGGGAGAAACGACAGCAUCGGACGAAAUUUGACAGUAUUUCAACUCAUGGAGAUGUUCAACCUUUCAGUGCGAAGAUGACAGAAGGAACGUGUGUUAGGAGAAGAGGGGGUCCCUAUAAGACCACAGCAGUGACCGAGCUGACCAACUGGAGGCUCAGUAAUGUGGAAGGAAGGCAGACAUGGAAAUACCUGGAGGAUGGAGACACUGAGGAGAGGGAGCAGAACUUCUUGGAAGCUCACUCUGUGGGUCUUGAGACGAGUAAGUUUGUCUCAGCUUCCCCAGCAGCUCAGACAGCAGGUGAAGCCGCUCAUAAAGGGAUGGAGUUUUAUAGCGGUCUUCAGGCUGAGGAUGGCCACUGGGCUGGAGACUAUGGAGGACCACUUUUCUUGCUUCCAGGUCUUCUCAUAACCUGCCAUGUUGCUAAAAUCCCUUUAUCAGAAGCCUGGAAAAAGGAGAUGGUUAGGUAUCUGCGUUCAGUUCAGCUACCAGAUGGUGGCUGGGGUUUACAUGUAGAAGACAAGUCAACUGUAUUUGGCACAGCUCUUAAUUACACCACACUGAGAAUAAUGGGAGUUGGGCCUGAUGACCCAGACAUGGUUCGGGCAAGGAACAACUUACACAGCAAAGGAGGUGCUGUGGGUAUACCGUCUUGGGGAAAGUUCUGGUUGGCCAUCCUCAAUGUGUACAGCUGGGAAGGGAUGAACACACUCUUUCCAGAGAUGUGGCUGUUUCCAACUUGGAUACCGGCACACCCGUCCACUUUGUGGUGCCACUGCAGGCAGGUCUACCUUCCCAUGAGCUACUGUUAUGCCAUCAGAUUGUCUGCAGAGGAGGACUCACUGGUGCUCAGCCUGAGACAGGAACUGUAUGUCCAAGAUUAUUCAACUAUUAACUGGCCAGCUCAAAGGAACAAUGUUGCAGCGUCAGACUUGUACACCCCUCACAGCACUCUGCUCACUGUCGCUUACUCAAUGCUGAACCUAUAUGAGGCACAUCACAGUACUGCAUUGAGAGGAAAGGCUGUGAAGGAACUGUACGAUCAUAUCCAAGCAGACGAUCGCUUUACAAAGUGCAUUAGCAUCGGGCCGAUCUCAAAAACCAUUAAUAUGUUGGUGCGCUGGCAUGUUGAUGGACCCACAUCACCUGCCUUCCAGGAGCAUGUGGCGAGGAUUCCAGACUACCUUUGGCUAGGUCUUGAUGGCUUGAAGAUGCAGGGAACCAAUGGUUCUCAGCUAUGGGAUACUGCCUUUGCCAUACAAGCAUUUCUUGAGGCAGGUGCCCAGAAGGACCCCAGGUUUACAGAGUGUUUAAUAAAGGCCCACCAGUUCCUAAAUAUAACUCAGGUUAAAGAAAAUCCCCCAGACUACAAGAAGUAUUACAGGCAAAUGAACAAGGGCGGCUUUCCCUUUAGUACACGUGACUGUGGUUGGAUCGUAGCUGACUGCACAGCAGAGGGCCUGAAGUCAGUGAUGUUACUGCAGGAGCAGUGCAGUUUCAUCUCGGAGCACAUUCCCUCACAAAGACUCUUUGAUGCAGUCAAUGUGCUUUUAAGCAUGAGAAAUUCUGAUGGUGGCUUUGCUACAUAUGAAACUAAACGUGGAGGGAAACUGCUGGAGCUACUCAACCCAUCAGAGGUGUUUGGUGAUAUCAUGAUCGACUACACCUAUGUGGAGUGCACAUCUGCUGUGAUGCAAGCUCUGAAGCACUUCCACCAUGCUUAUCCUGAGCACAGAGCACAGGAGAUUAGGAGUACACUUCAGCAGGGACUUGACUAUUGCCGAAGGAUGCAAAAGCCUGAUGGUUCAUGGGAAGGGUCAUGGGGUGUGUGCUUUACAUAUGGAGUAUGGUUUGGUUUGGAGGCUUUCGCAUGCAUGGGUCAUGUUUUCCAGGAUGGAUAUGAUGGGCAGGUAUGUGCCGAAGUGAGGCGUGCCUGUGACUUCCUGCUCUCUAAGCAGAUGGAGGAUGGAGGUUGGGGAGAGGAUUUUGAGUCGUGUGAGCAGAGGUGCUAUGUCCAAAGUCAAAAUUCCCAGAUUCAUAACACCUGCUGGGCUCUGCUGGGUCUGAUGGCAGUCAGGUACCCUGACAUCAUCGUCAUUGAGCGUGGAAUACAAGUUUUGAUUGACAAGCAGCUUCCCAAUGGAGAUUGGCCACAAGAGAACAUCUCUGGUGUUUUUAACAAGAGCUGUGCUAUCAGUUACACGUCCUACAGAAACGUGUUUUCAGUUUGGACUCUGGGCAGAUUCUCACGUCUUUACCCCUCCAGCUCACUUGCUAGGAAACUUGGAAGCGCUGCAAAAUGAUUUGUAAAGAGUUUCAUUUAAUUAUUUGCCUGGUGAAAAUUUCACUUCCGUACAAACCAGUGUGCUGCUUUUAGGACUGAUCAGUCAGUAAAGCUCUUUUGAGAUUGCAGUGGUUUGGCUUUAAAAAAAUUUAGUCAAAUAAUUGAUCUUUGUAAUUAAACUGUAUUUUUGAAAAAUAAAAAUUUCUUUAUAUAGUAUUAUGUAGUACGGUCCUGAGAUUUCCCAUUCGGUUACUCAGCUCUGUCAAAUAAAUGUCCAAAAAACA